Phymastichus coffea is the source of this 2666-nucleotide messenger RNA. RefSeq names its product neurogenic protein big brain-like (gene bib). Gene Ontology annotation, molecular function: water channel activity. Gene Ontology annotation, cellular component: plasma membrane. Lineage: Eukaryota; Metazoa; Arthropoda; Insecta; Hymenoptera; Eulophidae. The record is from RefSeq and is a predicted model, not a curated record. Gene Ontology annotation, biological process: transmembrane transport. The coding region runs from base 127 to 1881 and encodes 584 amino acids. The transcript is spliced from 4 exons.
CGUACGCACCACAGUAUUGCUCCGUCUCCAGUGCCACCCUCGCGCUCAAAGUCAAAGCUUCCUCUGUCGCGCGUGUGAAAUGCUCGCGUGAGGCUAAACUAUCGAGAUCGAACGUAAGAUCGGAAAAUGACGUCCACCGCAAGCUUGACUCGCGAAGUUGACGACCACAUCAUGACGUUACUGACGAAACUGUCGGCACUGAAGGAGAGCACGCAUUAUCAAUUGGACGCGAACGGACAGCCAAUCGAGCACAAGCAGCCGAUGGGUAUCGAGGCGAAGAGUCUUGAGCUUUGGCGUGCCGUUGCAGUCGAGUGCUUCGCUACGUUUUUAUUCGCCUUCGUCGUCGCUGGUGCAUCCACCGCUUCAUCCGUAUCAGGAAGUGGAUUGAACGUACUCACCACUGCAAUCGCUUCGGGCUUUGCCGUUGCCGCUAUUCAAUUGAUCUUCGGUCCUGUUAGCGGUGGGCACGUGAACCCCGCAGUUUCCAUGUCGUUCGCUCUGUCCAGAAAAGUAUCGCCGCUGCGUGCUGCUCUUUACGUGGCUGCACAAUGCGGUGGCGGAAUCGCUGGCGCUGCGAUGCUCUAUGGAGUGGCAUCAGCAACACCUACACAGAUACUCUCAUCAGCAGUCAACCGAAAUAACGAUCAAGCCUUGCUGAAGCUUCUCGUUGAGAUGUCGCUGUCGAUCCUCAUCGUCUUGGCACAUUUUGCUAGCGAAUCACCCAGGACUUUGCCUAACACUAUUAGUGCUAAGCCUGCUUGUGUACUGGCUGCUGCCUAUACUGCUGCUACCCUUGUUUCGACUCCAUUUCUGAAUCCCGCUCGCGCACUCGGCCCGGCAUUCGUCUUGAACCGUUGGGACAACCAUUGGGUCUAUUGGAUCGGACCGACCGCGGGCGGUUGCAUCGCUGCUUUACUGCACGAAUACGUGCUAAGUGGGAAUCGUCGUUCACGCGAGCCACGCGACCUGGACGACGCGGACAAUUCGUCGAUACGCUCGGACGACGAAACUUACGACGAUUUAGAAAAGAACACGCCGAAGUUCCCAGGUGGUUAUGCCACUUAUCGACCAGUCGUCGGCGCCGCGUCAAUUUACGGACCAACGCCAAGUGCAUUGGAGAGAGUCGAGUCGAUCUACGGCGGCACUAAGUCGCUUUACUGCAAGAGCCCACCAUUAACCAGAGCUAAUUUGAAUAGAUCGCAGAGUGUAUAUGCCAAGUCGACUUCGGGUACUCGAGACGGUUUGAUUCUGCCAAAACCAGGUCCACUGGUGCCGGCGCAAAGUCUCUACCCGAUAAGAUUGAAUAGCCAACCGAUUACUAGAGAUACGCUUCAGAGCAGCUCACCAGCGUCUAGUAGUCAACAACAGAGUCAAUCUCAGCAGCAGCCGCAGCAGCAGCCACAGCAGACGCAGCAACAGAAUAACCCACAAAACCAUAACAGUGCCAAUCAGAACAUGCAAAACCAGUUGCAACAGUGCAAUCAGAACAUCUACGGCAUCCGUGGAAUCGCUGGUAUCGGUGCGACUCGAGAUACCAUUUACGGACAUUUAGGCACUAGUGCCAAUGGUAACGUAGCUCAACGAGACAAUAUUUACGGGCGUGCACCUGCACCACCACCAUCCACGCAUCAAACUUUACCUACAAGAGAGAAUGGACAAAUACCAAGACAACAGCAGCAGGAAAAUAGGCCGGAAAGUAUGUACGUAAGACGCGGCGAUGAUUCGGCUUAUGGAAGUUAUCAGAGCUCGUCACGCGGUACUUAUGGCAAAGCACCUGGACCACCGCCGCCACCGCAUGCUUAUCAAGGUAGACAAAGCCAAGGCAAUCCUGGACAAGGACACUUUCAGAGACACUCGCCUAAUCCGCCACAGCAGUACUGAUGUACGAAUGAAGCGGCUGUAAGUAGGUGUCCAGUGCAUCAGCAACGUUUAUGUAGCCAUCGAAGAUGAACUUUCAUUUAAUUAAUUCUGUGAAAGGAGAUGAUGAAUUUUUUUCUGUUCCUUUCAUUCCUUUGUAAUUAUGUAAUAUAUGUUAGAUGUAGUUAAUUUCGGGAUAUAACAUGGAUCACCAGUGAGAAAAUAUAUUCUAAGUUUAUUUAGUUCUUGAUUGUUGAGCAUCAGCAAUACGAUGGCUAAUUUUUUGAAAGUACAUACAGUGGUAACACGAUUUAUAACUAUUAAUGAUAUAUUAUAAUAGACAACGAAAGGAUUAAAACGCUAUUUCAUACAGUGAGUUAUAUAUUGGAAAUUUUAGAAAAUUGUACGGAGAACAAAAAUUAAAAUAGCUAGACUAAUUCACGGAAAUGAGAUUGAUUUUGUUAUACGUAAGACAAUUUGUACAGAUAGAUAAUAAAAACUCGUUUUUUUAAUGUUAGUGUUUAAAAUAUGGAGACAAUCGUUUUCUAAUAUUGAAAUUCUUGCCAUAAAUGACAACGCACUCGUAAAUUUUUCAAGACUGCCAUCGAACCAAAGUGUGAUAAUAUACCUUUUUUUGUACGGCAUUUUUAACUUUUUGUACUUCCAUAGACGAUGAUACUGUAAUGUUUAUUACUUCAAUUUAUUUUUUUCUAAGAACUGUCAACACUGAACUUAAGUAAUGUAUGAAAGAAAACAAUAAUUAUUAGUCAAAGUAAUAAUUUAUUUAAGGCGCAUUUAAACAAAAAAGA